AUGACCAAGGCGGAAGCAAGCAAGGCGGAAGCAAGCAAGGCGGAAGCAAGCAAGGCGGAAGCAAGCAAGGCGGAAGCAAGCAAGGCGGAAGCAAGCAAGGCGGAAGCAAGCAAGGCGGAAGCAAGCAAGGCGGAAGCAAGCAAGGCGGAAGCAAGCAAGGCGGAAGCAAGCAAGGCGGAAGCAAGCAAGGCGGAAGCAAGCAAGGCGGAAGCAAGCAAGGCGGAAGCAAGCAAGGCGGAAGCAAGCAAGGCGGAAGCAAGCAAGGCGGAAGCAAGCAAGGCGGAAGCAAGCAAGGCGGAAGCAAGCAAGGCGGAAGCAAGCAAGGCGGAAGCAAGCAAGGCGGAAGCAAGCAAGGCGGAAGCAAGCAAGGCGGAAGCAAGCAAGGCGGAAGCAAGCAAGACGGAAGCAAGCAAGACGGAAGCAAGCACGCGAGCAAGCAAGACGGAAGCAAGCAAGCGAGCAAGCAAGACAGAAGCAAGCAAGCGAGCAAGCAAGACAGAAGCAAGCAAGCGAGCAAGCAAGACAGAAGCAAGCAAGCGAGCAAGACAGACAGACGCAAGCAAGCAAGCAAGACAGACAGACAGAAGCAAGCAAGCAAGACAGACAGACAGAAGCAAGCAAGCAAGCAAAGCAGACGGAAGCAAGCAAGCAAAGCAGACGGAAGCAAGCAAGCAAGCCAGACGGAAGCAAGCAAGCAAGCAAGACAGACGGAAGCAAGCAAGCAAGCAAGACAGACGGAAGCAAGCAAGCAAGCAAGACAGACAGAAGCAACCAAGCAAGCAAGACAGACAGAAGCAACCAAGCAAGCAAGACAGACAGAAGCAACCAAGCAAGCAAGACAGACAGAAGCAACCAAGCAAGCAAGACAGACAGAAGCAACCAAGCAAGCAAGACAGACAGAAGCAAGCAACCAAGCAAGACAGACAGAAGCAAGCAACCAAGCAAGACAGACAGAAGCAAGCAACCAAGCAAGACAGACAGAAGCAAGCAACCAAGCAAGACAGACAGAAGCAAGCAACCAAGCAAGACAGACAGAAGCAAGCAACCAAGCAAGACAGACAGAAGCAAGCAACCAAGCAAGACAGACAGAAGCAAGCAACCAAGCAAGACAGACAGAAGCAAGCAACCAAGCAAGACAGACAGAAGCAAGCAACCAAGCAAGACAGACAGAAGCAAGCAACCAAGCAAGACAGACAGAAGCAAGCCACCAAGCAAGACAGACAGAAGCAAGCCACCAAGCAAGAAAGACAGAAGCAAGCCACCAAGCAAGACAGACAGAAGCAAGCCACCAAGCAAGACAGACAGAAGCAAGCCACCAAGCAAGACAGACAGAAGCAAGCCACCAAGCAAGACAGACAGAAGCAAGCCACCAAGCAAGACAGACAGAAGCAAGCCACCAAGCAAGACAGACAGAAGCAACCAAGCAAGACAGACAGAAGCAACCAAGCAAGACAGACAGAAGCAACCAAGCAAGACAGACAGAAGCAACCAAGCAAGACAGACAGAAGCAACCAAGCAAGACAGACAGAAGCAACCAAGCAAGACAGACAGAAGCAACCAAGCAAGACAGACAGAAGCAACCAAGCAAGACAGACAGAAGCAACCAAGCAAGACAGACAGAAGCAACCAAGCAAGACAGACAGAAGCAACCAAGCAAGACAGACAGAAGCAACCAAGCAAGACAGACAGAAGCAACCAAGCAAGACAGACAGAAGCAACCAAGCAAGACAGACAGAAGCAACCAAGCAAGACAGACAGAAGCAACCAAGCAAGACAGACAGAAGCAACCAAGCAAGACAGACAGAAGCAACCAAGCAAGACAGACAGAAGCAACCAAGCAAGACAGACAGAAGCAACCAAGCAAGACAGACAGAAGCAACCAAGCAAGACAGACAGAAGCAACCAAGCAAGACAGACAGAAGCAACCAAGCAAGACAGACAGAAGCAACCAAGCAAGACAGACAGAAGCAACCAAGCAAGACAGACAGAAGCAACCAAGCAAGACAGACAGAAGCAACCAAGCAAGACAGACAGAAGCAACCAAGCAAGACAGACAGAAGCAACCAAGCAAGACAGACAGAAGCAACCAAGCAAGACAGAAGAAAGCAACCAAGCAAGAAAGAAGAAAGCAACCAAGCAAGCAAACCAGGCAGAAAGGAAACAAGCAAGACGCAAAAAGUAAGACACAAAAAGUAA
Messenger RNA from Schistocerca gregaria, 2196 nucleotides. Its product is annotated as trichohyalin-like. NCBI's taxonomy places the organism in Eukaryota, Metazoa, Arthropoda, Insecta, Orthoptera, Acrididae. The record is from RefSeq and is a predicted model, not a curated record. The transcript has a single exon. The coding region runs from base 1 to 2196 and encodes 731 amino acids.